AUGGUGUAUUGCGGCAAACCAUCGAAAGGUUGCCAAGCCUGCCGUAACAGGAAGACACGAUGUGACCUUGCUACGCCAUCAUGUAGCCAAUGCAUCAGAGCCCACCGUGAUUGUCCAGGGUACCGCAAUGAAGUUGAUCUCAUGUUUCGAAAUGAGAGCGAAGCUGUAAUCGACAAAGCAAAAGCUCGGGAAAAGUCCAAGGCGAAAUCCAAGUCACGUUCUGAAAGCCCUGUUAUUGCCGGACCAUCGAGAUCAAAAAACAAACCGUCUAGUCCCAGCACUGAACUUAUGGAGCUAGCCCGGACUCAGGAGAAGGAUGAAGGCUUCUUUGUCGAGACUUUAGCUCCCAAGUUCUCUAUGUUCCCAACCACCGAAGAGCGGGCUCUUAACUUCUUCGGCACUAACUCGGCGACUUGGUUUCGGAACUUCGACGUGACGGAUGAAUUAUGUACCCAGACCAGCGCCGAUGGGCAUCUGCUAGCCAGUAUGAGUGCCGUUGGUCUUGCGAGCUUCUCACAUUCUGUACACGCACCAGAACUCAUGGUUCGGGCUCGGAGGGAGUACGUCUCAGCUUUACAACUCACGAAUGCCGCUCUCAGGUCUCCCACAGAAGCCAAGAAAGACAGCACACUAUUUUCCGUUAUGAUCUUGAGCAUUUUCGAAACGGUGACCGGCAACAGCGAGAGAUCCUUGGCUGCUUGGGCCGAGCAUGUGAAUGGAUCUGCAGCGUUGGUAAAGCUUCGCGGGAAAGACCAAUUCAAAACACCAGCGGGAUUGAAGAUGUUUCUUCAAGUGACAUCAAAUCUCAUACUUAGCUGCAUACAAAGGACAACUGCAAUGCCGGAGCACAUUGUCGAGCUACGAAAAGAAGCAGAAAAGUACAUAGGCGACAACCCGUCUUGGUUACUGUCGGGGAUCAUCAUCGAUUUCACAAUCUUCCGUGCCGCUGUCCUAGAUACUAAGAUCGUGGGCCCUCGAGCUGUAGUUUCAGCAGGAUUAGAAAUCGAUCGCCGCUUCCUUGAAGGUUCCGCAAAUCUCCCAAAAGACUGGUAUUACAAAGUUGUCUAUACAGACGAAACCCCAGAACUGAUAUGGAAUGGAAAUUACCAUGUCUAUAGCGAGAACUGGAUAGCCUCCUUCUGGAACGCUAUGAGAGUAUGUCGGAUCAUGCUCCACGAAACUAUUCGAGACCAGUUGCUUUCCGCAAGUACUGCGAUGACACCAAUAUUCACAGAAUACGAGAUUGCGGCUCAGAACGACAGCUCGCUGGAGGCCAUGGUGCAGAUGCGAUCCGAUAUCCUAGCCAGCGUUCCUCACCACACUCCUCUGGCUUUCAGUUCCAAGCCAGUCUCGUUGCUAGAAGGCUCCCGAGCAUACUUUGUCUUGUGGCCACUUUAUCUUUGUGGAGGCAUGGAUGUGACGACUGAACCGAUCAGACAAUGGGUCAUCUCGAGGCUACGAGAUAUUGGGGAGUCCGUUGGCAUCAGGCAGGCGUUUGUCGUUGCUGAGCAUUUAAGCCAGCGAAAGGAUAUCGAAACAUGGCGCACGAAGCCAGAUCCAAGGCUUCCGAGAGUUGGAGUCAUGGCACAUGAGAUUGCUUCUAGUAAAGAGGGAAGGUUCGAUGAGGAGGAUGACGAAGAUUGA
Hyaloscypha bicolor E is the source of this 1644-nucleotide messenger RNA. RefSeq lists its product as uncharacterized. The coding region runs from base 1 to 1644 and encodes 547 amino acids. The transcript has 2 exons. Gene Ontology annotation, biological process: regulation of DNA-templated transcription. NCBI's taxonomy places the organism in Eukaryota, Fungi, Ascomycota, Leotiomycetes, Helotiales, Hyaloscyphaceae. The record is from RefSeq and is a predicted model, not a curated record. Gene Ontology annotation, molecular function: DNA-binding transcription factor activity, RNA polymerase II-specific; zinc ion binding.